Molecule: messenger RNA, 2044 nt
Organism: Pteropus alecto (black flying fox)
Lineage: Eukaryota; Metazoa; Chordata; Mammalia; Chiroptera; Pteropodidae
Gene: LMNB2
Product: lamin B2
Exons: 12
Coding region: 679-1929 (416 amino acids)
Source: RefSeq, a predicted model, not a curated record
UGGAGGGCGAAGGGGCUGGGUCAGCCUCGCCCUCUAAGGGGGGUGUGAGGUCCCCAUGUUGCCCUGGGCGGCCCAGGCGGGGUCUCCCGGGCUGGGGACUGGUUGCCAGCCCAAACCCCUGCCCUCUCCCCUCCCUGCCACUGGCCUCGUGCAACUCAAGGGCAGGACCUCUGAAGAAGGUGGGGGUAGUGCCCAGCACGUGGUUCCCGGGGUUUCUGGAGGGAGGUCGUGGGCCUGCACAGCUGCUCUGAGCCUCGCCUUCCGCAUCGGGAGAAUGGACCAAAUGGCGGACUUCUAGAGGCCACGUGCCCUCUGCCCUCUGUGUGACCUUGGGUUAGCGGCAUCAAGACGCUGUAUGAGUCGGAGCUGGCGGACGCCCGCAGGGUGCUGGACGAGACGGCGCGGGAGCAUGCCCGGCUGCAGAUCGAAAUCGGGAAGCUGAGGGCCGAGGUGGAAGAGGCCAACAAGAGCUCCAAGAAGAGGGAGAGCGAGCUCACAGUGGCUCAGGGGCGCGUGAAGGACCUGGAGUCCCUGUUCCACCGGAGUGAGGCGGAGCUGGCCGCCGCCCUCAGCGACAAGCACGUUCUCGAGAAUGACGUGGCCGAGCUUCGGGCCCAGCUGGCCAGGGCAGAGGACAGUCACGCAGUGGCCAAACAGCAGCUGGAGAAGGAGACGCUGAUGCGCGUGGACCUGGAGAACCGCUGCCAGAGCCUGCAGGAGGAGCUGGACUUCCGCAAGAGCGUCUUCGAGGAGGAGGUGCGGGAGACACGGCGGCGGCACGAGCGGCGCCUGGUGGAGGUGGACAGCAGCCGGCAGCAGGAGCACGACCUCAGGAUGGCGCAGGCGCUGGAGGAGCUGCGCAGCCAGCACGACGAGCAAGUGCGGCUGUACCGGCUGGAGCUGGAGCAGACCUACCAGGCCAAGCUGGACCAUGCCAAGCUGAGCUCCGACCAGAACGACAAGGCCGCCAGCGCCGCCCGCGAGGAGCUGAAGGAGGCGCGCAUGCGGGUCGAGUCCCUCAGCUACCAGCUCUCCGGCCUGCAGAAGCAGGCUAGCGCAGCCGAGGAACGGGCCCGCGAGCUGGAGGAGGCCAUGGCCGGGGAGCGCGACAAGUUCCGGAAGAUGCUGGACGCCAAGGAGCGGGAGAUGACGGAGAUGCGGGACGUGAUGCAGCAGCAGCUGGCUGAGUACCAAGAGCUGCUGGACAUCAAGCUGGCGUUGGACAUGGAGAUCAGCGCCUACCGCAAGCUGCUGGAGGGCGAGGAGGAGAGGCUGAAGCUGUCCCCCAGCCCGUCGUCACGGGUCACCAUCUCGCGGGCCACUUCGAGCAGCGGCGGCAGUAUGUCCACAGCGGGGCGCUCUGGCCGCAGCAAGCGCAGGCGGCUGGAGGCCGAGGAGCCGCUGGGCAUGGGCUCCAGCCGCAUGGGCUCGGGCGGUGGCGGCACCUUCCAACUGGCCCAGCAGGCCUCGGCCUCGGGGAGCGUCAGCAUCGAGGAGAUCGACCUGGAGGGCAGGUUUGUGCAGCUGAAGAACAGCUCAGACAAGGACCAGUCUCUGGGGAACUGGAGGAUCAAGAGGCAGAUCCUAGAAGGGGAGGAGAUUGCCUACAAGUUCACGCCCAAGUACGUGCUGCGCGCUGGCCAGACCGUCACGGUGUGGGCAGCUGGCGCGGGCGUGGCCCACAGCCCCCCGUCGACGCUCGUGUGGAAGAGCCAGCGCAGCUGGGGCACGGGCGAGAGCUUCCGGACCGUCCUGGUCAACGCUGACGGGGAGGAAGUGGCCAUCCGGACCGUGAAGCAGUCCGCGGUGCUGCGGGAGGCCGAGAACGGCGAGGAGGGCGAAGAGGAGGGGGCCGACUUUGGCGAGGAGGACCUUUUCCACCAGCAGGGGGACCCGAGGACCACCUCACGAGGCUGCCGCGUGAUGUGAGCGGAGCGGACCGCUCUACGCUUCCUUCACCCAGAGCCACUGAAACUAUUUUUAUAUCAUUGGCUUUCUUUAAUCCUUGAUGCAUUUCUAGAGAAUUUUUAAGCUAACUGCCAGA